AUGAUAGGGUUAUCACAGAAUAGGGCGCGAGAUAGUCGUAUAUCUAAGCUAGAUGACAAGACUAACUUAAUGAUGAGCGAUAGACUAGAGGUGAGGAACGUUACCGGGAAUACUUUGAUAUCAUCUUGUUCCUCCUCCGUUUCGUCUGCUUCUUCAUCAAGAACCACUACAUCGUAUACGUCGGCGCACUCCAAUCACUGUAAUAGUUGUCAAAGCUCAAGCUGUAACUAUGAUCAUCGUGAACCCACAAAGAACAUGAUACAACUGAAUAACAGCAACAGCAACGAGGAUGACGCUUCUAUUGAAGUUUCAAACCAUUCAAGUAAAAUAAGUCAAACAGAAUCAACAACAGAAACGUUAAAACUACCGCUACCGUUGCUAACCUUGCAAAAUUUGAGACAACAGGAUGAUAUCAACUUAAAAGAGGAAAAGAGAGAUAGUUUGCUCAAAGUAUCAAGCAGCGAGGAACUAUUGCCUGAUGAUCCACGUACAGCAAAUCGCCAAUCACCCUCUACACCAACGUCCUUCAAAGGAUCACGCUCGGAAUCUUCUGAUAUUUCUCAUGAUACUGUACCGUCUUCAGUAGAGAAUCUCGAAGGAACACCGCCAAAUGAGCUAGUACUUAUCAACACAAGACAAGUAAGAACUCCCUCGGGAGAACACUCUGAGUUCCAGUUUCAAUUUGGAACUAAGCAAGAGCUGAAAAUGAGACUUUCAAUCGACGUCGACCCAUCACAUUCAUUGUCUCGUAAUAACAAUCACUCAAAUACAGACAUAUCAACUAUUAAAAAUCUCACGCAAAUUGAACCAACACAAUCCUCAUUUCAUGUGGAAAGUAAUAAUACCCUUCCUUCUGAUACACCCAAGGCGGCACCGCACAUAGCAACAGCAGACGCGGCAGCGGCAGCAGCAGCAGCAAAAACAACAACAACAACAACAACAACAACAACAACAACACUUGAUAAACCCAAAACAUUGCGUCGACACACUUCACCAGCUAGAACUACAUCAUCACAACGACGUGUUUCUGAUAAUGAGAAAAUCACUCAGCGUUUCUCCAAUACAAACACUGCUUCUUCGAUACAAUUAUCAAGGAACUCGUUGAAUAUUGAAAGACCAAAGGUAAGAAGUACAUUUCCUGGUAGUGGUGGUGGUGCCGCUGCCACCACCAACAAUUCCACGACCCACCAAGACCCACGGAAAAGUAUUAAUAGUGAUAUACGAAGAAUGAGGGAUUCAAUAGUGAUUCGGAGACACAAUAUCAGAAGAAGAUUUACUGAGGAUGAAAAAGUAUUGGUGGGGAAUAAGAUUAGUGAAGGACAUGAAAAUUUUGUUAUGGCAUAUAAUAUGUUGACUGGGAUUCGAGUUGCUGUUAGCCGAUGUUCAGGUGUAAUGCGGCAACUAACCGAUGUACAGUUCAAGCUGACUAAGAAAUUAACCUUCAAUUAUGACGGGAAUGAACUUACACCCAGUUCAAAGUAUGAUUUCAAAUUUAAAGAUUAUUGUCCUGAGGUGUUUCGAGAGUUGAGACAAAUCUUUGGAAUCGAUCCAGCAGAUUAUCUUAUUUCGAUUACUGGGAAAUACAUCUUGUCAGAGUUGGGCUCACCUGGAAAGUCAGGUUCGUUUUUUUACUAUUCAAGGGAUUAUAGAUUUAUUAUUAAAACAAUACAUCACCUGGAACAAAAACAAUUACUACGAAUGUUGAAAGACUAUUACAAUCAUGUCAAGGUAAACCCAAAUACUUUAUUAUCGCAAUUUUACGGCUUACACCGUGUCAAGAUGCCAAUGUUUGGAGGAGGUGGCACGAGAAAAGUUCAUUUUGUAGUUAUGAACAACUUGUUUCCUCCGCAUCGUGACAUUCACUUGAAAUUUGAUUUGAAAGGGUCCACCUGGGGUAGAUAUACUACCGUGUUUCCCGAGGAUACGCGACUGGGAGAAUUGGCAAAGUACACUUUGAAAGAUCUCAACUGGCUCGAAUUGAAAGAAAAGAUUGAGUUUGGACCAACCAAAAGGAAUGUAUUCCUUGAGCAAUUAGCCAGUGAUGUGAAGCUUCUUCAGAAAACCAAUGUGAUGGAUUAUUCUUUAUUGCUUGGGAUACACGAUGUCAAGAGGGGAAAUAGUGCUGAUAUUGCCCAAAAGCUUUCUGUUUUCGAACCCAAGUCUUCGGAUAAAAAUGCACUUAUCAAUACGAAUCCAAGAGACAUUGAUCGUAUUCAAGACUUGCCCCAUUCAGUAUACCCGGGGCGUUCGAAAUAUAUAUUUUACGGACAUGACGGAGGCAUUCGGGCUACGAAUGCAGACGAUACGCCUGGACAAGAAAUUUACUAUCUUGGUAUAAUUGAUUGUCUUACUCAUUAUGGUUUGAAGAAGAAGUUGGAGACGUGUUGGCGGUCAUUGAGUCAUUCUAGAAGUACUAUUUCUGCUGUUCCUGCAAGGGAAUAUGGUGAUCGGUUUAUUAAGUUCAUUAAGGAUGGAACUGCUUCAUAUAAGAUGAAGAGAAAUUGA
This is a messenger RNA of Lodderomyces oxycetoniae, 2505 nucleotides long. It is a transcript of the gene MSS4, whose product is annotated as 1-phosphatidylinositol-4-phosphate 5-kinase. The record is from RefSeq and is a predicted model, not a curated record. Gene Ontology annotation, cellular component: plasma membrane. Gene Ontology annotation, molecular function: 1-phosphatidylinositol-4-phosphate 5-kinase activity. The transcript has a single exon. Gene Ontology annotation, biological process: phosphatidylinositol phosphate biosynthetic process. The coding region runs from base 1 to 2505 and encodes 834 amino acids. NCBI's taxonomy places the organism in Eukaryota, Fungi, Ascomycota, Pichiomycetes, Serinales, Debaryomycetaceae.